Botrytis byssoidea is the source of this 1674-nucleotide messenger RNA. RefSeq lists its product as uncharacterized. The coding region runs from base 1 to 1674 and encodes 557 amino acids. The transcript is spliced from 8 exons. Gene Ontology annotation, molecular function: sterol binding. Gene Ontology annotation, cellular component: cytosol; cortical endoplasmic reticulum; membrane. The record is from RefSeq and is a predicted model, not a curated record. NCBI's taxonomy places the organism in Eukaryota, Fungi, Ascomycota, Leotiomycetes, Helotiales, Sclerotiniaceae.
AUGGUUAGCUUGGGUCAUGUUCAUCGGAGGCAGUCUGGUGCAAGCAACCGGUCUUCCGUCGACGAAUCGAAGGUUUCUGAUGCCGAGGAUGAGACUACUGUUGUCGAGCCAGAUCAGGGAAAUGUUCUCUCUCACAUCAUCUCACAGCUUCGUCCCGGGGCUGAUUUGAGCCGCGUCGUCUUGCCUACCUUUAUUCUCGAGCCCAGAAGUAUGCUGGAAAGAAUCACAAACUUCAUGGCACAUCCGGAAACUCUGCUUCCCAUGGCGGAGGUAGACGACCCCUUGCAGCGAUUUACUUCGGUUGUGAAGUUCUACCUGAGUGGAUGGCACAUCAAACCUCCAGGCGUUAAGAAACCACUCAAUCCUAUCCUCGGCGAAAUUUAUACUUGUUAUUGGCAGUUUCCAGAUAAUACAAAGGGAUACUAUAUUUCCGAGCAAACCUCUCAUCAUCCUCCUAAAUCAAGCUACUUUUAUAUGGCGCCAGAACACAACAUACGAAUCGAUGGGUGUUUGAAACCUAGAAGCAAAUUUUUGGGCAAUUCUGCGGCUAGUAUGAUGGAGGGUAUUGCUAUUUUGAGAUUUUUGAACAGAGGGUCUGGACCUAAAGGGGAAAGAUACGUUCUGACUCAACCAAACAUGUACGCUCGAGGUAUUCUUUUCGGUAAGAUGAAGUAUGAGCUCGGUGAUCAUAGUUUUGUGCGCUGCCCGGAGCUCGGAUUGACCGCAGAUAUUGAGUUCAAGACGAAGGGCUACUUUGGAGGAACUUACAAUGCUAUUGGGGGUAGUAUCAAGAAUGACAAGACAGGGGAAAUUCUCUAUGAGCUUUCGGGCAUGUGGAAUGGAGAAAUGUUUAUCAAGAACGUUAAGACGGGUAAGAAAGAUCUUUUGUUUGAUGCUACGAGAGCGAGACCAUCACCCCCAUUAGUGAGACCUUUAGAAGAACAAGAUGAUAGAGAAUCGCAAAAGUUAUGGUUCAAGACGGCGAAAGCGGUCAAAGAACGCAACCACGAAGUUGCGACAGAUGAGAAGACAUUUAUCGAGGAUAUGCAGAGAGAUGAGGCUGCAAAGAGAGCAGAAGAUGGUGUUGAAUGGACUCCAAGGUUGUUCAGACCAGUACGAGGUGGCCCCGGCGGGUCCGAAGAGGGCGAAGAAGAUCUAGAUUGGAUCUUGAAUGCAAGCAUUGAUGGCGCUAGUCCACAAGAACAGACGGAACAAAUCCUCGCGGUUUAUCCAGUCCUUCCAGGUCAGAAAUUCACGGAAAAGAACCGUAUUCCUCCACAGCAUCACCAACAUACAGAACAGGCCAAUCCAUUACCACCCACGAUCCCAGUGGCAGCAGCCCCAGCUUCAAUUCCCUCUCAGGAGAAGGACAAGGAGAAUCUCAUUGAUUUGGGAAGAGAAUCACCAGCGCCAGUCCAAUCCCAGCAUGUACCAGCUGAUCUCCUUGCAGCUCAGACACAAAAUAAUGGGCAGCAACAAAAGGAUCUUGAGCGAAUCCUCCAGUCCACUAGUACGGUCCAAGGUCAGAACCAGGGUCCAUUGAUCGACUUCCAUGAUGAUCUAAGGAAAGACUUACCAGCAGCUACUGACACCCAGGGAACGGCCACCUCCACUUUGUAUCGAAAGGACACAGAUAGUCAAAGUGUAGACGAGUUUGUAGACGCUGAGGGAUGA